Messenger RNA from Knipowitschia caucasica, 597 nucleotides. The record is from the annotation of a GenBank genome assembly. Lineage: Eukaryota; Metazoa; Chordata; Actinopteri; Gobiiformes; Gobiidae.
AUGUUCCAGAGGGUAGGACUCUGUGGGACAGUAGUGCAGGAGGCGGGGCCUGUCCUGAGGGGCGUGGCCUCGCAGAAAGGGGCGGGCCAUGGAUGGCCAAUCACAGUGCUGCGUCUUCUCUCCUGGGUCUUUGCUCUCGUGGUUGUUGCUUCCAUCUCUAACGAAGGUUUCAUCAAUCGUCCUGAUUCGCCGCAGGAGUUCUGCAUAUUUAAUGAAGACCCCGCCCCUUGUCGCUUGGGGGAGUGGGCGGGGUCUCUGGCUUUGAUAUUUAGCUCCGCCUACAUUUGCCUGGACCUACUCCUUCCCCGGGUAUCUUCUGUGAAGGAGAAGAGGAGGCUUGUGCUGUCGGACAUCCUGCUGUCAGGUCUCUGGUCGCUCCUCUGGUUCGCCUCCUUCUGCGUCCUGGCUCAUCAGUGGCAGUUGACGUCUGUUGAGGACCUACCUUUGAACGAAGGAGCGAACGCAGCACGAGCGGCCAUUUUGUUCUGCUUCUUCUCCAUCUUCAGCUGGGGGGGUCUGGUGCUUUUGUCUCUGGAGAAAAUGAAACGAGUUUCAUUUGAGGAAGAAUACAACAAACUGUUUACGCCCCAGACCUGA